AUGGCGGUCGUUUACUUUGAGACCAGUUGGGCGAUCCUCAGCACAAUCGGCUUGGCAAACGUGCUCUUCGGGUUCAUGAUCGCGGGCAUCACCGCCUUCUCCCCGGUCUCGCUUAUCCCUAUCAUCGUAUCGGCGGCUGGCGCCACGGCAAAUGGCCUCUGCUACUACAGCUUCUAUGCAGAUUACCCUAUCCUGAACACGGCGAUAUCGUCUGCCUUUGCGGACUUGUUGUGGAUGGUCCAAGAGGCCGGUAUCUCGUUUUACAGCUAUGCCAUUCUUACCAAGGUGUUAAGGAAUCGGGACCGCGUUGUGUUUAUGUCCCUGUUCUGGUUCAUGAUGGUCGCCAUCUUCGUCCUCAGAAUCCUCAUUCUCACUGCUCGGGUGAAGAUCUUGGUCAACGGCGAGUCGCAGCUAAGAACAACCAUCAACGGGCUGCACGUGGGCUAUUUCACCUCCAUGGCACUUCUAGAGUGCGUUGGCGCGUACUUUCUAUUGCGCAAGUUCGCGGAGGCGAAGAGUCUGUCCUUGGGAGCUUCGAUGGUGCCGACUCUCUUCCAGCACCUUAUGCGAAGCACCGAAAUUCGCCUAGCGGUGCUAGCGUUGAUUGGAAUAACGCGGGCUGUCGCAUACUUCUUCCAGCCUUCAAUCCAGAAGGCCGAAACGGUAGCGAGUCAGAUAGACCGCUUUGUUUACACUUUGGAAUGCAUGUUUCCUGUCAUUAUCUUUAUUGAUAUCCUUGCCUCAAGGCUCGUAUUUGAGCAGAGUGCGCAUGACAACUCGUCUUUCCAACUUGCCGCCAGACGGCAUACACAGCACGAACAAUUACCGCGUGGAAGCGCAACGUAUGUGACAACGUGGAGUGGAGGCCAUACAGGCAAGUCACCAGUUCGGAGGGAGUCGGGAACAAGUCGUUCAUCCUUGUUUACGUCCGAAAAUGUUGGCGAAACCAUCUUUGUGGAGGACAUCAACGAGCGGGGUCUCGCUGAAGCUCCUCUACCAUCCGGUAUCACCAAGACGAUUGAAAUCAAGAUUGAGAAAGCGGCCAGAAAGCCUUUCGACAAGGAAUAA
This is a messenger RNA of Colletotrichum siamense, 1068 nucleotides long. RefSeq lists its product as uncharacterized. The record is from RefSeq and is a predicted model, not a curated record. NCBI's taxonomy places the organism in Eukaryota, Fungi, Ascomycota, Sordariomycetes, Glomerellales, Glomerellaceae. The coding region runs from base 1 to 1068 and encodes 355 amino acids. The transcript has 3 exons.